This is a messenger RNA of Rhagoletis zephyria (snowberry fruit fly), 670 nucleotides long. RefSeq lists its product as uncharacterized. The record is from RefSeq and is a predicted model, not a curated record. Lineage: Eukaryota; Metazoa; Arthropoda; Insecta; Diptera; Tephritidae.
UUGACAUUCCUUUUGAUUUACAAAUUCUUUCAGUGUUUGCAGUUUUGUUGAGAUUUAUAUGAAUACAUACGGUAAGUUGUGAAAUUGUAAUUUGGUUCUUGAUUUUUUGUACUUAAAUAUUCACAUGUAUGUUUAUAUAUGCAUAUAUAUAUAUAUAUGAACAUUUCAGAAUAUGGAGUACCAAGAUAAAAUUGAAUUAAUGCAAGAUAUUUUUAAGUGCAUCGAGGAAGCCGUCGAGAUUGAUUCGGAUGAUAGCGAAAGGGAGGACAUAUGUAAAGGACUAAUCAAUAUGUGUGAAAAAGUGGCAAAGAUGCCUAUAAGGAAAAAAAAUCGUGAAUGGACAAAGGUGUGGAGGGAAGCGAAGUCGGAAAAAGGAUCAUUCGCAUUCUUAACAAAAGAGCUAUUGAUAUCGGACAAAGCUAGCUAUAAAAAUUAUUUGCGAAUGACUGAGACCCAAUUUAAUUUCCUGCUUUCAUUCAUUAAGGAAGAUUUAAGAAAGCAAGAUACCAUAAUGUGGUCCGCAAUUUCUCCAGCUGAAAAACUGUCUUUGACACUGCGGUUUCUUGCUACAGGGGAAACUUUUCAGAGCUUGAAUUUUCAUUCCAAAAUAUCAAAGGCUGCUAUUAGUGGCAUAAUUCGGAUGUAUGUGACGCUAUUUGGGCUAGACUGA